AUGCGAAACACUACCUGCUGCUUGCCCAAUGGGCUCACUUUUGACGUAUCACCCGUUUUUGGUGGUGUCACAUUCAAAUCCACCGACUUCAACAUACAUCACAAGUCCACAUUCCCACCAGGUUGGACAAUCAUAAUCAAUACCGCGAAACCUCCCAAGACAGAGCAGGAAGGGGGUCAAGAUUCAGAGAAGCCCCGCGCAGAUGACGACAAUUUCACCCGUUUCACUACCCCCACCUUGACCCGCGACUCCCUCUACAUCUCGUAUAUAGUCAACCCACCAUCCAGCGACUUCAAGGCCGUGACCUCCCCCACACGCCAUAUCGCCAUGAUGCUCUGGGCAACUCUAUGGUGGUACUUCCACGAGCCAGAACCAGACCUGCACGUGGAGACCGCCGCAUCAAGCAGGACCCCACGCGACGGACAGCCCAAAGGCGACUGGCGGAUCAACGUCAAGCGCGAGGGAAUCUUCAAAGGCCGGAACCUGCUCCAAAAGCUGGAACGAAUGGGUCUAAUCGCGACCGAAGACUCCUCCGUCGGCCUGCAACCCGUCGAAUCCCGCGACUGCAGCAGCUGGACAUCGAUGUUCGUAAGCCGACGCAGCUUCUGGCAGCUCGACCCACGUCUCUUCCUCUUCACAUUGACCCCGCGCGGAACUGCAUCAACACCGCCCUACCGGUCGGGCACUGGGUCGCCCACGCCCGAAGGCCUAUCCAGCGCAUCGACGACAUCGCUAGCACCCAUGGAGGCAACCUUCCACACGUCGAAUAUGGGCCAGUUCACCUCGGUAGGACCGUUUACGUCCGGCAGCCAUUUACCAACAUACUACCCGCCACCGCCAAUGCAGUUCACCUCGACGAACGGGGUGCGGCACCCCGUGCGUCCGAAACCGCCGCACCAGGGCGAAGUCUUCUACGUGCGCUACAUCCCGAGUCUGAGCCAGUAUCUCUCUUUCCGCGUUGCGUUUGUGCCGAUGACGUCGCAGAGCUCUGGGUCUGGUAGUCGGCCCGGGACGCCUGUUAGUAAUUCUGUGACUAGCAUCGCGCAGCAUCUCACGGAGGAUAUCUCCUCUGAUCUGGACACGCUGCAUCGGUGGAUGAAUGUGCCGCGGGUGGAGGCGAUGUGGGCCGAAGGUGGACCAAGGCCUGUGCAGGAGAAGUUCCUGCUGGCUAGUCUGACUAGUCGACACAGUUUCCCUGCCAUCGGGUGUUGGGACGGGAAGCCAUUUGGGUAUUUUGAGAUCUACUGGGUUAAGGAAGAUCCACUGGGACGACUUGUGGACCAUGUGGGAAAUUAUGAUCGGGGUAUUCAUUUGCUUGUUGGGGAGCAGGAGUUCCGGGGCGCGCAUCGGGUUGCGGUGUGGUUGAGUGCGUUGGUGCAUCAUUGCUUCUUGGCGGAUCUGCGGACUGAAUCUGUGGUUUUGGAGCCGCGGGUUGAUAAUCUCAAACUCAUUAAUUACCUCCAAGAAGCAGGCUUCUACAAAGAAGGCGAGGUCAGCUUCCCGCAUAAGCACUCUGCCAUCAUGAGGAUCAAGCGCGAGUACUGGGAGAGCCCGGCUCUAUAG
This is a messenger RNA of Penicillium vulpinum, 1563 nucleotides long. Its product is annotated as GNAT family N-acetyltransferase. The record is from RefSeq and is a predicted model, not a curated record. Lineage: Eukaryota; Fungi; Ascomycota; Eurotiomycetes; Eurotiales; Aspergillaceae. Gene Ontology annotation, biological process: siderophore biosynthetic process. The transcript has 2 exons. The coding region runs from base 1 to 1563 and encodes 520 amino acids.